UUUUUCCUCCGCAUAAACUUGUCCUAACAUGGGUAAUCUGCAUAUGCACAUGAGGUUCAAAAGAUCGACCUGCUUCUGGGUCGUGAUCGUUUUGAUCUCCUUCCCGUGGCAAUCGCUGUCAUCGCCAGCCUCACCCGUUCCCGAAAUUGAUGCUAACGGGCGGCCGAAACCACGGAAUGUCCGGUGUCACCUACAUUUCUUCCCGAACUGUUUCUUGGUUUCGCACCCUUGUCCCUCGACCUGCCCGACGAGUUGUUUCAUGGAUUGCAACAUAUGCAAGCCCGUCUGCAGUUGCAAUUUCCCCGGUGCUGUGUGUCAAGACCCGCGGUUUGUGGGUGGAGAUGGCAACACGUUCUUCUUCCAUGGCCGGAGAGAUAGGGACUUCUGCUUGGUCUCCGACACCAACUUCCACAUCAACGCCCACUUCAUCGGCAAGCGAAACCCUAGCCUCAAGAGGGACUUCACUUGGGUCCAAUCCAUCGGCGUCGUCGUCGGCUCGCACAAGCUCCUCAUUGGCGUGAAGAGGGCCUCGACAUGGGAUGACAAGGUCGAUCACCUCAACGUCAUCCUCGACGGCGCGCCCGUCUCGCUCCCGGCCAAGGAAGGCUACAAGUGGCGGUCCCCAGCACCGGCCUCGCCGGCCUUGUCCAUCUCCCGGACUGGCGAGACCAACAGCCUUGUGCUCGAGGUGGAGGGGAACUUCAGGAUCACGAUGACGGUGGUCCCGAUAACGGCGGAGGAGUCGAGGGUCCACGGGUAUAACAUCACGGGCGACGACUGCUUCGCCCACCUGGAGCUAGGGUUCAAGUUCUACAACCUCACUGACUUUGUGGACGGAGUGCUCGGCCAGACUUACCGGAAGAGCUACGUGAGCAAGGCCAAGCCCGGGGCGGUGAUGCCGGUGAUGGGCGGUGCGAACAAGUACACGACCUCAAACAUAUUCGCGACCGAUUGCUUGGUGUCGCGGUUCGGCCGGCGUCUUCCGACUGCUAGCAACGUCCGCAAACACGAAAGCUUGGUCUGCAAGAGCGGGAUUGAGGGGUCGGGGUUGCUUUGUAGAAAGUGAAAGUGAAAAUAAUCAUUGAGAGGUUGCAAUAACUGUGAAUCUCUCAUGAAUAAAACAAUCACAAAUAAAGUUUCAACGCAUAUCAGCUUGU
Rhodamnia argentea is the source of this 1157-nucleotide messenger RNA. RefSeq lists its product as uncharacterized. The record is from RefSeq and is a predicted model, not a curated record. The transcript has 2 exons. Bases 29 to 1066 code for a protein of 345 amino acids. NCBI's taxonomy places the organism in Eukaryota, Viridiplantae, Streptophyta, Magnoliopsida, Myrtales, Myrtaceae.